This is a messenger RNA of Elephantulus edwardii (Cape elephant shrew), 1713 nucleotides long. It is a transcript of the gene MKKS, whose product is annotated as McKusick-Kaufman syndrome. The record is from RefSeq and is a predicted model, not a curated record. Gene Ontology annotation, molecular function: ATP binding. Lineage: Eukaryota; Metazoa; Chordata; Mammalia; Macroscelidea; Macroscelididae. Gene Ontology annotation, cellular component: kinociliary basal body; nucleus; cytoplasm. Gene Ontology annotation, biological process: intracellular transport; cilium assembly; developmental process. The coding region runs from base 1 to 1713 and encodes 570 amino acids. The transcript has 4 exons.
AUGUUUCAUUUAGAAGCUAAAAAGCCCUCAACAUGUGAAAGUGAACCACUCACAGAUGCGAGGGUCAGGGCCACGCUGUCCGUCUUCAGAGGGAUUGUUACAUCCUGCUACGGCCCCUCGGGGCGGCUGAAACAGCUGCACAACGACGUCGGAGGACACGUGUGCACCACGUCCCAGUCCACAGCUCUGCUCCAGAGGCUCUUGGUAACCCAUCCCGUGCUGAAGAUCAUCACUACGUCCAUGCAGAAUCAUGUGUCCUGCUUCAGUGACUGUGGCUUGUUCAUGGCCAUCCUUUGCUGCAACCUGAUUGAAAGUGGCCAGGGCAUAGACGUGACCCCUACCACUGUCAUUGAGUUAAAUAGGCUGCUUUUGAGCCUUUGCACCCAUUACCUGAAAUCUGAGGGGUGUGGGUGUCGGUUGGCAGUGGAUUUUAGUAGCACCCCUGUCCUCCUUGGCUUGGUACGCACUGUAUUAACCAGUAAGCCUGCCUGCAGCCUCACCAGGAAGGAAGUCGAUUACCUCAGUGCUCUGGUUCUGAGAGCUUUCUUGCUAACAAUUCCAGAAAAGGCUGAGGACCGCGUCAUUUUAGGAAAGAGUAUCAUUGUGCCUUUCAAAGAUCACAGGGUUGUAGAUUCUACCGUAUUCCCUGGAAUUCUCAUUGAAACAUCAGAGGUUCAGAUGCUGAGGCUGUUAGCUUCCAAAAAAGCAGGUGUCCUGAAGGUGGCGCUCUUCUGUGUAUCCUUGUCCGGAGACCUUGCUGAAACAGGAGAAGGGACUUUGGUGGUCAGUUAUGGAGUACAUCUUGAAAGGGCAGCCCUGGACCAGCUGCUUAGCCUAGGGAAGGAACUUGUCAGAGCCCAUGUGGGGCUUGUCAUUUGCCAAAAAGUCAUACACCCGUCUUUGAAACAGUUUCUCAGUGCGCAUAAUGCUAUUGCCAUAGACAGAGUUGGAGUGGCUUUGAUGGAUCCGCUGAGUAAAAUGACAGGAGCACAGCUUAUUGGUACCCUCGGCUCAUUCUCUCCAAGUAGUUUCGGAUGUGUGAAGGAUCUGUGCUCUGCAACAUUCGGCUCCAAGCAUUUCUUCCAUCUCAUUCCUAGUGAGGUGACUGUUUCCAGCUUGCUCCUCUGUAACAGAAGUGACACUGCCUGGGAUGAGCUGAAGCUCACAUGCCAGACAGCACUGCAUGUCUUGCGGUUAACAAUCAAGGAACCAUUUGUGUUUUUGGGAGGUGGCUGUACUGAAACUCAUGUGGCUGCAUAUAUCAGACACAAGAGUCGUCACGAGCCAGGAAGCAUCCUCAGAGAUGACAGAUACACUCACGCAGAACUUCAGCUGGUGGCAGAAGCCUUCUGCCGUGCUCUGGAAUCCGUCGCUGGCUCUUUAGAACACAAUGGAGGGGAAGUUCUCAGGGAUGUGACAUAUGGACACUUCUGGUCAGCCCCGUCUGAUUCUCCCCCUGCUGUAUCCUGGCAGGAUUUGCUCUCACGAUGUGGUUGUGGAUUACACAGUAGCCAGCAAGAGCUCAACUGGUCUCUCUUAAGAAGCCCUCACCAUCCUUUUAUGCCACAGAACUGCCUUCCGCCCUCAGCUGCCAGCCUAGCCAGCCACCUCACUCUGGACUGCUUCAGCGCUAAGCUUAAUGGUCUGCACGUGGCCGUGGAGACGGCCAAUUUGAUUUUGGACCUUGCAUAUGUCAUUGAAGAUAAGAACUGA